Molecule: messenger RNA, 2810 nt
Organism: Ostrinia nubilalis (European corn borer)
Lineage: Eukaryota; Metazoa; Arthropoda; Insecta; Lepidoptera; Crambidae
Product: carotenoid isomerooxygenase-like
Exons: 14
Coding region: 977-2506 (509 amino acids)
Biological process (GO): retinal metabolic process; carotene catabolic process
Molecular function (GO): carotenoid dioxygenase activity; beta-carotene 15,15'-dioxygenase activity
Source: RefSeq, a predicted model, not a curated record
GUUGGUCUGUCAUUAGUUUUAAUACAAAAUAAUAUAUUUUGGACCUGAUGCGUAAAUGCUGGAAUGCCCCAAACACCGUUUUCGGUGCUGGUAAAAUUUCUAGCUUCUUACACUUAGAAAUUGACAUGAUUUUUUGCUACCAGCCUAUGUACGUACAUGAUAUAUCUACCUACCUAGGAUAAUCUAAUUUCUGAUUAAAAUUAGCCGAUUUAGGCUUAAUGAUUACGUUAUCUCGUUUUCAAUUCGUCUCUACUCGAAAAUAAAACCUGGCGAUCUGCCAUAGGUUUCACACACAAUUUUUACCAUCGUCGGAGAAAGUCACCGUUAUUUUCAUACAAGUCUAUAUAAUAUUUUUUCAUCGUGCACGUGGGUUGUACGCUCGACGAAGGUCACGCGUGCCCGGGGGGCGCCCCAUCCCUGCCAACCCCCGCAGUCGCAGACUAGUCGCUUCUCCGCCAUUCCACCAGAACCUAUCCAUCAUUGCAAACGCAAACGCGAAUCUGCUAACGAUAAAUUGAAGUGGAAUUUCAUACAGUUUCUCGUGUUGAUUAGCCUCAAUUGAACAGUUCAGCUUAGCCGCGUAACGAGAUUAGCACAACUUUGGGGUGUAACAGUCAGUGUCUUCAAGAAAUCGUUUGGUCUUUGACUCCUAGAAAAUAAUACACGGUUUGAGCACUUUCUUGAUUAAAGUUUAAAAGCGGCUCGAAAUUCGGCUUCAAAAAAGGUAAGCUAUUGAAUUUAUCCUUUCUUUAAUUUCAAAAUAAUGAACAAAACACUGUACAAGCAUUAAUAUCAGACCUCUUCUGUUUCGAUUUAAAAUACUGGCUGGGAAAAAUUACGAGUAGAAAAGUAAAAAUUUUGCUUUCGCGCCAAUAACCUUUGCUUGAUCUUGUGCGAUUUUUGCGAAACGGGGAUUUGAACGGACAACGGUGCUAGGGCCCGACUUGAGCGAUACUCGAACAGGCGUGUUUUAGCGAUGGCCGCCUCCGACAAGCUGUACCCCAACUGCGACGCCAGCGUGUGGCUGCGCUCCUGCGAGCAGGAGGUCACCGAGCCUCUCGACGGAGAAAUAACAGGCGAGCUACCGGAAUGGCUGCGCGGGACCUUGCUGCGCAACGGGCCGGGCUCGCUGAAGGUCGGCGACAUGCGCUUCAAGCACCUCUUCGACAGCUCCGCGUUGCUACACCGGUUUGCGAUCCAUGAGGGAAGCGUGACGUACCAGUGCCGCUUCCUGCAGUCCAGCACAUACAAGCGCAACCAGGCGGCGCAGCGCAUCGUGGUCAGCGAGUUCGGCACCAAGGCCGUGCCCGACCCCUGCCAUACCAUAUUCGACAGAGUCGCAUCGGUGUUCAAGCCGGACGAGACGAUCUCCGACAACGCUAUGAUAUCGCUGUACCCUUUUGGCGACGAGAUAUACGCUUUCACGGAGGGACCGGUCAUUCACAGGAUAGACCCAGUGACCCUGGACACGAUGGAACGCAAAAACAUGAUGGACUCCAUAGCGUUGGUGAACCACACCUCCCACCCGCACGUUAUGCCCAACGGUGACGUGUACAACGUGGGCAUGUCGGUGGUGAAGGGCCGCGUCAAGCACGUCGUGGUCAAGUUCCCGUUCACAGAGAAGGGCGACAUGUUCGCGCGCGCGCGCGUGGUGGGCAGCCUGCGCCCGCGCUGGCCGCUGCACCCCGCCUACAUGCAUACCUUCGGCAUCACAGAGAAGUACUUCGUGAUCGUGGAGCAGCCGCUGGCGGUGUCGCUGUACGGUGCUCUACGCUCCCAGGUGGCCGGCGCGCCGCUCGCCGACAGCCUCCACUGGUACCCCGAUCAGGACACGCACAUCGUGCUGAUCAGCCGCAGCACGGGCAAGGAGGAGCGGCGCUACUGCACGGAGCCGCUGUUCUUCCUGCACAUCAUCAACGCCUUCGAGCGCGACGGCACGCUCGUGCUGGACCUCUGCGCCUACAAGGACGCCAAGGCCAUCGACGCCAUGUACGUCCAGGCUAUCGAGAACAUGCAGAGCAACGCAGACUACGCGGAGUGGUUCCGCGGGCGGCCCCAGCGGCUGGAGCUGCCUCUGGACGCGACGACGCCGGCGCGGGUGGCCGCCCGCCCGCUGGCCGCGCUCGGCUGCGAGACGCCGCGCAUACACUACGACGCCUUCAACGGUCGUCCGUAUCGCUAUUUUUAUGCCAUCAGUUCAGAUGUUGAUGCGGAAUAUCCUGGUGCGGUGAUCAAGGUGGACACGUGGACGGGCGCCACGCUGACGUGGAGCAGCGCCGACUGCUACCCCAGCGAGCCCGUGUUCGUGCCCGCACCCGACGCCAAGAGCGAGGACGACGGCGUGCUGCUGAGCGCGCUGGUGUACGGGCGCGACGCGCGGCGCGUGGCGCUGCUGGUGCUGUGCGCGCGCUCGCUGCGGCGCCGCGCGCUCGCCGCCUUCCGCACGCCCUCGCCCGCGCCCAAGUGCCUGCACGGCUGGUUCCUGCCGCACGCUCCACAGGCCUAAGGCGCUGCUGGUGCUGUGCGCGCGCUCGCUGCGGCGCCGCGCGCUCGCCGCCUUCCGCACGCCCUCGCCCGCGCCCAAGUGCCUGCACGGCUGGUUCCUGCCGCACGCUCCACAGGCCUAAGGCGCUGCUGGUGCUGUGCGCGCGCUCGCUGCGGCGCCGCGCGCUCGCCGCCUUCCGCACGCCCUCGCCCGCGCCCAAGUGCCUGCACGGCUGGUUCCUGCCGCACGCUCCACAGGCCUAAGGCGCUGCUGGUGCUGUGCGCGCGCUCGCUGCGGCGCCGCGCGCUCGCCGCCUUCCGCACGC